Cynara cardunculus var. scolymus (artichoke) is the source of this 2971-nucleotide messenger RNA. RefSeq names its product ATP-dependent DNA helicase Q-like SIM. NCBI's taxonomy places the organism in Eukaryota, Viridiplantae, Streptophyta, Magnoliopsida, Asterales, Asteraceae. The record is from RefSeq and is a predicted model, not a curated record. The transcript is spliced from 16 exons. Gene Ontology annotation, biological process: double-strand break repair via homologous recombination. The coding region runs from base 235 to 2880 and encodes 881 amino acids. Gene Ontology annotation, cellular component: nucleus; chromosome; cytoplasm. Gene Ontology annotation, molecular function: four-way junction helicase activity; 3'-5' DNA helicase activity; ATP binding.
UUAUUUUUGGAACAGACGUGUAUAAUAAAUUUUGACACUUCUACCGCUAGUGGGGGUGUGUGUCAUUCAGAUGUUUCUACAGGGUUGCAAGUGAUCUUUUUUGAAUGAGAACAAUUCAAAAAAGUAACACAUAUCACAAGUGCAUAUAUAGUUUUUUGGUACAAACAAUUCUUAUGGCUCGUUUGUGAUUGUAGUUUCAUUCAGUUUCUCUUCAACACAGCUAGUAUAUAUGCCAUGGAGGGGAGCAAUUUAGCUUCUGACCUAGUUAUUGCAGAACUCAUAGGUAUGGGAUUUCAGAUUUCAGAGGUGACAGAAGCCAUCAAAGAAGUGGGUCCAUCAUUAAACAAUGCAAUCGAGUUCAUUUUGAAUGCUUGCAAUAAAAAUCAUGAUGGCAAAUCAGACGGUUCUAGGUGCUCCAGUGGCAGCAAGAAAGCUACGAGAAAAAGAGACUUAUCUGCCACCGGGAAAAAGUCAGUUGGGCGUAUGCGGCAGUUGAGCAUCAUGGAUCAUCUGCAAUCUGCAGGAAGACCCAAGAUUAGCAAGACAUCUCUUGAAUCUGAUGUAUCAGUCUCAAGAGCAAAGGUCUUGCCUACGAAUGGAGAGGGGUAUGAAUCCAUUUCGCCCAUUUGUUCUCACCAGGGUAUCGUUCCUGGAUUAUCAGUAAAUUCAUCAUACUCUUUGGAAGAAGACGUUGGAUCAGAUUGGGAACUUAGAGCUGAUACGUUGUUGCAGCAGCAUUUCGGUUAUCCAUCCUUAAAGGGAUUUCAAAAGGAAGCCUUGGCAGCUUGGAUAGCCCACAAAGACUGCCUUGUUCUUGCUGCAACAGGAUCAGGGAAGUCUUUAUGUUUUCAAAUUCCAGCACUAUUAACGGGGAAGGUUGUGGUGGUGAUUUCACCCUUGAUAAGCUUGAUGCAUGAUCAAUGCUUGAAGCUAGCAAAGCAUGGUGUGUCAGCCUGUUUUCUUGGAUCUGGACAGAUUGAUCAUAGUGUUGAGCAGAAGGCAAUGAGAGGGAUGUAUGAAAUCAUCUAUGUAUGCCCUGAGACGAUCUUGAGAUUGAUGAAACCACUUCAAAGCCUCGCGGAAGGUCGUGGAAUUGCUUUAUUUGCAAUUGAUGAAGUUCACUGUGUCUCUAAGUGGGGUCAUGAUUUUCGGCCUGAUUACAGGCGAUUGUCUGCACUGAGAGAGAACUUCAAUUCCAAAAAAUUGGCAUUCUUGAAGUUUGAUAUACCGAUAAUGGCAUUGACUGCUACUGCCACCACUGAAGUUCGGGAAGAUAUUCUGAAGUCAUUGCAAAUGUCAGAGGAUCCAACGAUUGUUCUGACCUCUUUCUUUCGGCCGAAUCUUCGGUUUUCAGUCAAGCACAGUAGCACAUCGUCAUCCUCAUAUGAGAGGGACUUCUGUGAGUUGGUUGAAGUAUAUACCAGAAACCAAAAGUACAGUAAAAAGAAUAGCUUAAUGUCAACUGCUCUAGUUGAUUCUUGUGAUAAUGCAAGCCACACUUCAGUUGGCACAUCCAGCCAAGAUGAAAUUUACAAGAGCUGGUUGGACUGUACAGAGGAAAGGACUUCUUUUGGAAGUGAUGAUGAUUUAACUUCGCCAAGUGAAAGCUGUGACCUUUCUUUAAAGAGAAAAGAACUAUCGGUUGAAUAUCUCGAAGAUGAAUGCGACAUAUUUCUGGAUGUUAAUGACUUUGAUGUUACCUAUGGAGAAUUUGAUGGACUAUCAUCCACGAAGGAUUGGGAUGUUUGUGCCUCCUCUUGUAUAGCUAGUGGUGCAGAAGGGAAGAUAGAACUUGAGCAAGGGUCAACAAUCGUAUAUGUCCCAACCAGGAAAGAAACAUUAAGCAUAGCAAAAUAUCUCUGUAGAUGCGGCGUAAAAGCUGCUGCUUAUCAUGCAAAGCUGCCAAAAUCACAACUGAGGCAGGUGCACAGGGAAUUUCAUGAAAAUGCUGUACAGGUCGUCGUUGCAACGAUUGCUUUUGGUAUGGGUAUCGACAAAUUAAAUGUACGGAGGAUCAUUCACUAUGGUUGGCCGCAGAGUUUGGAAGCAUAUUACCAAGAAGCAGGUAGAGCUGGAAGGGAUGGAAAAUUGGCCGAUUGCGUUCUUUAUGCAAAUUUAUCAAGAAUGCCGUCACUUCUUCCAAACAAAAGAAAUGAAGAACAAACUCGACAUGCAUAUAAGAUGUUAUCUGAUUGCUUCAGAUACGCUAUUCGUACUUCUAGAUGUCGAGCCCAAAUGCUAGUACAAUAUUUUGGGGAGGAUUUUGGAUACGACAGUUGUCAUUCGUGUGAUGUUUGUGUUAAGGGACUCCCCGACAAGCAAAAUUUGAAUGGUGAAGCUCGAAUUCUUAUGCAGAUCAUUGCUGCUCAUUAUGAAAAAAGAUGUCAUGUGGAAGGCUCUUACAAUGCUGAUAGCUGUGAUCUUAAUAGAGGGCAAAUAUGCUUGGAGAAGCCAGAUGUCAAGAUGUUUGUUAGUAGAAUUCGGGAACAGAAUCAACAACUUGCUACGACUGAUCUCUUAUGGUGGCGAGGUUUGGUUCGUAUUCUUGAAGACAAAGGGUUUCUUAUAGAGGGAGAUGAGAGGAUUCAUGUUCAGAUAAAAUUUCCUGUACCAACCAAACUUGGGUUUGAAUUUUUGAGGACCAAAUUGGAGGAAGCAUUUUAUGUUUGCCCAGAAGCAGAUAUGUUACUCUCGGAAACUAGGCCCAAGUCUUAUUCAUCUUUUGCAGAAUGGGGAAAAGGCUGGGCUGAUCCUGAGAUUCGGAAGCAGCGGUUAGCAAGAAAUCGAUCAUGGAGACAGCCACGCCAAAGAAAGAAACGGAAGCGUCAGGCAGAUAUCAGAACAGUUAGAGGCAGGCUAGCUGCAAAGCUUUCAAAAUGAACAAUGAAAUUAUCAAUAAUAUUAUUUCUGUUCUGUGUCAUUUUCCCUUGGGUCUUUCAUGUCCAAAUGAAAUGUAACCUUUUGCUGUUGA